GGUUAAAGGUCAAUAAAAGCCACACGGAAUCAAAAUGGCGGCGUCCAGGGGUUGUUUUGGCGUUUGUCGACAGCUUUGGACAAUCUUGUGCCUUUAUCUCGUCUCCACUGUGGCCUUUCUUGGACUCUGCAGUGUCGUAAGAGCCAGACCUCUCGAAAUGAAGAACAAAAGUACGUCUAAGAACGCCGAGGACGACAAGCUGAGCCCGCCCGACCACCUGGACGCUGUGCGUAUGGAGAGAGACGGCCACCUGAACAGAGAUUUUCACCAGGAAGUUUUCCUCGGGGAAGAGAAGGAUGACAUCGAGCAAAUCCCGCACCACGUCAUCGACGACAGGCUGAAGGAGAUAUUUAAAAGGAUAGACGUGGAUACAGACGGCCUCCUGACCCAACAGGAGCUCCAGGACUGGAUACUGAGGAAAACACAGGAACACUUCCAGGAAGCUGAACAGGAGAACAGCAAACACUUCCAGGAAGUGGACCAGAACAAAGAUGGUAACCUACACUGGGAUGAGUACCGACUACAGUUCCUGGAGAGUCGGGGGUACGACAGGGACAAGAUCAUGGAGGUCAUCCAACAAGACACUGAAAUUGAGAUGGAUGUGGAUGAUGAAGAGGAUCUGGAGAGGGACCAUGACAGGUUCCUCCAGGCAGAUGAGGACCCGCGGGAUGAGCUGUUGAAUGAGAAAGAGUUCUUGGCCUUCCGCCACCCAGAACACAGCAGCAGCAUGCUCAGUCUGAUGGUUCAGGAGAUACUGCAUGACUUAGAUCAGAACGGUGACCAGAUCCUGACCCUGCUGGAGUUUGUGUCCAUGCCGUAUGGAGCGAAGGUUGAGGAGGUGGAGGACAGUAAGGACACCUGGGUGGUCGAGCGCAGGCAGGAGUUCAAGGAGGUCAUGGACACGGACGGGGACGGCAAGGUCACGCUAACGGAACUAGAGGCCUACAUGGAUCCCCGCAGUGACCAGCAGGCACUGAACGAGGCACGCCAGAUGAUCAGGGUCGCUGACGCCAACAGCGACGGAAAACUUUCGCUGGCCGAAAUCCUGGACAACUGUCAGUUUUUCAUCGGGAGCAAGAUGGCAAACUAUGCAAAAGUUGUGCACGAAGAGUUCUGAUAGGAAACCUUCACUGCAAAGAGAUAUCUAAAAACAAAACAAAAAGUUUAUGUCAAUUCACUCCCAUCAGAUUAUGUUGAAAGAAGAGCACACUGGCUGCAUUGUGAAACCAAAAGUAGCAAAACAGAGCUGUACGUAUUGAGAUAGGUACUGCAUGAUAGGUGCUCUAUUGGUGAAAUUUGCAAUAAAUACGAUGGUCACAGAAUGACCAACCAGAGUCAAAAAAGAGGGUUUGUGCUAAAAUAGAGUAAGAGUCAUGGCCACAACUUAAACAUAGAGUUAAACCUUAUGUGUGAGAUAAAGGAAGGAGACGCCUUCUACACAGCCCACCAAAGAGCAAACAACAUUUCACAGGUUUGUGGCAACUCGGCAUGGUAACAAUUCAUUUGACAAGACACAAUCACUGUAAAUUCUUUUGAAGUUGAGGCACUUAGAUUUUUGGCGUGGUGAAAUUCCGGAGUUUGCAGUAUCUUUUGACUUUGUAGUUGAAGCAAUAGUAGUGACUUAAGAAAAACAGACCCUUUUGUUCGGUGUGAUGUCUAUACAGUGAGAGGUCCCUAUAUACAUUGUACAUGACUAUAGCGGCAAAUAUUUCGACCACAGCACUAGCAUAAGACCAAAAUAUAUAGCCAUAGAGGAUAAUUUAUAACAGCAAUGUUGGCUGUAGGUUUACAUGGUGUUUGUUUAUAUUUUAUAAAGACUUGUUUAUGGCUCUUCUCCACAAAGUUUCCCAACUUGGUUUACAUCAUGUGUGUUAUAAUGUUCUUCACUACCAAACUUCACUACCAUACAUGUUUCAAACUGUUUUUUGAAAGAUUAUCUUUGCACAUAAUUUCCUUGGAAUUAAUCAAGACUCUGGGGCACAAAAAGAUGGAUUGUGUAUGUUGGGCUUCAGAUUUUCUUAUUGUGUUCUCAUGCAGAUUAUUUCCACUCAUUCAUCUUGUCAAAAUAUUAUGUCUGUACUAUGUCACCCCUUCCUAAUCUUUUCCCAUCGGAGAAUUUGUUGUGAAGGGAUGGAUCAGGUAUUCUCUGGCCAUGCCAACACAGCACUUAGGAUAAAGGGCAGGAGAUUGUACAUAAGAUUUCUUUCUUUCUUCUUGAUGUAAUUAUUGAAUUUACAUUUUUUUAUAUGCGAAUUGUGCAAUCAUGUAUAUAAAAGAGUCUGCUUGGGCUUUUUUAGGUGGCAUUAAGGGAGAGUUAAUAGCAAAAGUCUUGCCAUAGUUAACCUUUCAGUAGAUGAAAUCAGUGUUUGUCCUGCAAGUUUAUAUGUUCUCAACCAUAACAGCACAUUUCUUGGACUUGCUUUGUUCUACAGAAGAGAAAGGUUUGGCAUUACCCAACCUCAAAAGUGGAACUGAUCACAAAAACGUAUGACAGAAAUGUCAAUGAGUAUAAGCCUUAUGAAAUGUAGUUAUUAUGUAACUCUGUUCCUUCUGAUGUUGUACAGAUGCAUGGGACUGGCAUGUUAAUAUCCUUGCAAAUGCAUCAUGUAACUGCUAUCUUAUAUGUAACUAUUUUGAACUCUAACCAUGAUGGUAGUAGCUUGGUUUGUUUUUUGGGUGUAAAAAGAUAUGCACCUAAGAAAAGCACUUAUAUAUGGGAAGGUAAUGAAAUGUUUCCACUAUAUGUUCAGAAUAAA
This is a messenger RNA of Branchiostoma floridae (Florida lancelet), 2756 nucleotides long. Its product is annotated as 45 kDa calcium-binding protein-like. Gene Ontology annotation, molecular function: calcium ion binding. The coding region runs from base 35 to 1117 and encodes 360 amino acids. The transcript has 6 exons. Gene Ontology annotation, cellular component: endoplasmic reticulum. NCBI's taxonomy places the organism in Eukaryota, Metazoa, Chordata, Leptocardii, Amphioxiformes, Branchiostomatidae. The record is from RefSeq and is a predicted model, not a curated record. Gene Ontology annotation, biological process: calcium-ion regulated exocytosis.